GGGUUACGGCAAGUUAAAAAAGCGCUGAGGCUCUUCCAUUAGUUAGCGGUGUGCUAGCGAUAAGCUAAGCUAGUUAGCUAGAUAAAUGACAGGCGUUUCUUUUGUAGAAUUAUGUAUAACUUUGAAAAACGGUAAUUGAAGCAGGAGAGUUAUAACUUUUUCCCUGAGUAGCAAUGUUAUAUUUUAUAGUCAACUUUUUAAACGCAGUGUUGCAAGCUAAAGCAGCUAGCUUGUUAGCCAAACAGUGGAUUAAAUAGACUUCAGCAGGCAUUGGGUUUAUUCAGUUAGCUUGUUAGCUACCGGCUGAAUGUUUGUUGCGGAAGGGGAGAAAACAAACAAACAGUGGAUAUCAUGAUUUAUUGAGAGGUUUUCAGUGAAAAUGCUGCUUCUUUGGCUGCAUAUGGAGAUAAUGAGCGGAGGAGAGGAUAAAGCGGAGAGGCUCCCUGGCCGGAGAGAGAAGCCCUGAAGCCCGUUUCAGAGGAAGAGUUAUGGCUUCGUUUGCUGCCAGAUGCUGUCUUGAAUCCACUCUGAUGGUCUGGAUCUUCAUCAUCCUCAGAGUCUGAACAGAAGAUGAAGGUGCACAUUGACGUGGGUGAUGAUAAUGAGACCGCUCGCCCAUCGCACACACCGAAUUAUACCAUCCAGGGACAAAAAGACAUAGCUGGGCUUGGGGACAGAAAGAAACACCUGGUUUUUGAGGACCAUCUUUGUAGGAGCACGCUAUUCGACCAGUCUGGGUCAAAGUAUCUUGGAAAUGAGUAUUUACAGAUUUCAGGAAAACUGUGCAACGGUCCAAUGGCGGAAUCACAGAGUGUAAUUUCACACUGUGAUUUGGACAUGCUGGAAGUCUCCGAGGACAGCUGUUCUAUGCCCGAAAAUGGCGAUAACGAGUAUAAUGACAGUUUCACACCAGAAAUACAGCAGGCCUUUAGAAUAUUCCAGAGUUUUCUUCUGGAGAAACACAAAGCUGUGACUGCCCCGUUUUGGUUCCCUGUUGGAGAUCAAGCCAGAAAUGAUAUGUGUUUGAAAAAGAUAGACAACAAGUUUGUCAAGCGGGAAUAUGAAAGCAUCACGGAAUUUGUGGCUGAUUUCCGCCAGAUGUUGGAAAACUGCUAUAGAUUUCACGGCGUCGAUCAUUGGAUCUCCAAACAGGCACAAAAGCUGGAGAUCAUCCUGGAGCAAAAGUUAACUCUGCUCUCAAGGACACUGAGAGAAAAAACGGCCUUGGCCGUGACGUCUAGGGGUCGUUUUGGCACUGAAGAUGAAAAGGCACCAGUUGGCACUUCAACUAGGCGCCGAUCUGUGCCACGAAACUUGGCAGCCAUUUCUGCGUGCGGCUCAGAGUCCAUCAUGGUGCAAGCACUUCGGUUGGAGGAACAGCAGAGGGCCAAGGAGGAAAAAAGGCAGCGAGACCUCGAGAAGAAGGAGGCUGGGGAGGCUUCGGCCAAAGAAGUGGAGGAAUGGGAGCGCUCGUUGCUCUCACUUGCAGAACCAUGGCCCAUCAGCACCAUGUGGGAACUUCCUGCUAUCGGUCAUUUCCUGUGCCUGGCUCAAACAUCCCUCAAUCUUCCAGAGAUCGUAUUCUUUGAAUUGGAACGCUGCCUGCUAAUGCCUCGCUGUAGCUCUUUCUUGGCAAAGAUCAUGACCUCCCUGCUUAGCCCUCCUCAUCGAAGAUCGACACUCCACAGGCACCCGGCUCUGCCUUAUCGUCGCUGGGAGGCAGAGUUGAGGCAGAAAGUCUUGGGAUGGUAUCAGACAGUAGGCCGAGCCAAGGACCAAGAGGCUUGUGCUGAACAUCUCGGACUUUGCCACCGUUUUUUCUGGACCCUGGGUGACACAAGUCCCUUAGAAGAAAAGCCAUUCCAUUUGCUGCCAUUCAACCAACGUGUUUGGUUGCUUAAGGGCCUUUGUGACAAUGUCUAUGAGACUCAGAAGGACGUCCAGGAUGCCGUGCUUGGACAGCCCAUUCACGAGUGCCGAGAGUCCAUCUUGGGCUAUGACAGUCAAGAAAACACAUACAUACACUUCCCACAUUUCUGCGGUGCAGAUCUGCGUAUAUAUCGCCAGACUCCAUGUCUACCACUGGAAUUCCCCUUGCCGUCUUUCUCUGUGAAGAAACUAGAGCCUGCAAUGGUAGACAGGACAGAGGAGAACUUGAGCGCUUGUCCUGAGGUCGAAGCAAGGAACUGGGAAUUCUGUCUGAGAGGCCACGAUGAUGACUCGGAAGAAAGUGAGGUAGAUUUGAAAGGACCUGACAAAUUUCAGUUCCUUUUUAAGGAGGAGUUGCCAAGUCCUGGAAUCAUCAAGGACAAACCCACAGAGGUAAAGCAAAGCAUUGAAUUAAAAGAAGACAAGAAAGAUACAGACUAUGAACCUUGUCUUAGGGUUGGCAUGAAUUGCUACACGGGCAAAUUUCCUGCCAAUUCUCUGAAUGUGAAUGCUUUAGAAGCUUCCCUGCCAUCAGAAAUGGGUGCUACUGUAAAGAACGGAUCAUCCUGCCAAAAUAGACAUCCUUGCUCCAAAUGUUCCAUGGAUUCCCUUACAAAUGCGCAGCCUCACUCAUGCGUUUGUUUCACAGCCGAAUCGGAAUCAGACAGGACUGCUUCUGUGAUUUUUCGACAGAUCGGCCACUCGAGAGCCGAACCGGGGAAAAUACAGUCGAGAAAAAAGAGAAGAAAGAAAAAGAAGGAAAAUUUACUUGGAGUCAAGGGUGGGACAGGCAAGCUUGGUCUGAAAAAGCUCAGACAGGCCAGAGUGUGCAAAGCUGCUGCUGACUUGAAGAGAAAGGAUAAAAGAAAGAAACAGAAGUUAGGAAGAAAUAUUGUUCCAAAGAAAACGCCAGAAAAAAAUCGGGUUCAGCCUCUGCAGCUCCCAGUGGAGCCAACGUUUAAGUUGGUCUGUACGAGUUUGGAUGAACUGAGGAUUCUCAUCAGCAAGACUGAGGAUGAGCUCGACGAGUUGGAGAGCACCAAAAAGAGAUGUGAAAGGUGGUACUUUAAGAGAGAAGCCGUGAAGGAGCUUCACAUUACCCUCAUAAGACUACUGAACGAGCUGUUGCCAUGGGAACCGAAAUUACUCAAGGCCUUUCACAGGAACAGGGCUCGACUGAAAAAGGAAAGCGACGACUUUAAAAAGCAUCCCGGGUUUGAAAACUUUGUCCGAGAGGAGUGGGGGUCAUUCGAAGUCGAUGGAGAGGCAUACAAAGAAGGCUGUUCAUCUGCAGAGAUUAGCAGAGAAUUGAAGGAUGAGGAUAAAACCGAGAGACUUUUGAAGGGCGACUCUGGAAUAACAGACUGUGAAAGUCACAUUGGAAAUCCAUCAUUAGCACACUUUGUCAGCAGAUCAGAAGUUAACACAGCUUUGAGUGAAUCUGGACCUUUGACUCGAAGCUCAAAGCGCCGUCAGAGUGGCAGCCUAGAUGAGGACUUCAGCCUCAGCAAAAAAGGAAGGAUGUUCGCUAAUGAUUCCGUGACCCCUGAACCACAAACAAAGGAUGCAUCUGGGGAACAAAGUGCAGCAGGAGCAAACGCUUCAACCACUGAAACAACGUCAGUGGUAACUGCACCCUGGGGUGGUUAUCAGAGGCGCUGUAAUCCAAUUCAGGCAUUGCUGGCCAAGAGUGUUGGAAAUAAAGUAACCCUGAUAAGUCAUCCGCAGGUAACUGUGACGGAGCAAACUUUGCAAAGUCCAAAUAAGACCGUUUCUGCAAGUUUAACCACAGCCAACCCCAUAGCAGUUUGUCAGCCUACACCACAACCGACACCGGUCUCCAUGCAAGCAAAUACUUCAUCAUCCGCGUCGUCAUCUGUACAGCAGCCUAUGCAGGUUGUAUAUAAAGCUCCGGAGGGCUUGAGUUUGGUGAGGAACAAUGGCAUGCCAGUUCGGUUUUCGGUGCAGCCAGUCAUUCAUCAGAAAACGGGAGAGAAGGCAAUGCAGCAGGUUAUUAUUCUUCCCACAAAUUUACUCAUUCAAAAGACUGAGGAAAAAAGAGCUCCGCAACCAUCAGGUGUUACUGCUGUUGCCACAACCAAGCCUGCUCCACAUUUGUCCAAUACUUCAGGGUUCACUGUGCCAGAAAACAAGAUUCCAGUCCAACAAGUCUCUCCAUUAAAAAGUAUUAGCACUGUAAUGACUUCAUCUGCUGUUUCACCUAGCUUGAAAAAAUCAGCUGGCGUUUCACCUGCCCGUAAAAAGACUGCUGAACCAAGCUCAACCCUAAAGGGAUCCACUACGCCUACUUCAGCCACUACUGAUCCCAACAAAUGUGACCUUAAUCAAGAGUUAAAGACAGUGUGCAUCAGAGACUCGCAGUCCAUUCUUGUCACAACCAGAGGAGGAAACACAGGAGUGGUGAAGGUACAGACAUCAGACAACAGUGGUGCGAGUGUUUUGCCAUCCAGCCCUGUUUUCACUCUCCCCCCUAAGUUUCAAGCUUUCCUGGUGUCCAAGGCAUCUACUGUAGCAACAUCCACUGCUCAAACGACUACACCUGCCAAGUUAAUGCCUGUUGUCUCCUCUCUAAAUGAUAAAGGAAUUUCUUUUACCCCAGCACCCCAAUCACCUCUAAAAAGUGCCAAUCCAGUGAACCCAUCCCCUCUGAUGGAAAGAUUAAGUGGUACAGUACCCUUUACCAAUGACUUGCCUUUCCCCUUGGGGUCUGUUUCUGGCAACGCAGCAAAAAGUACCCAAAUAUUAAUCGGUAUUAAUUCACUAGUUCCAGCCACCUCACAAACCAAUGCUAGUGUCCCUUCAUCUGAGUGGGCUGUCCAGAGCGCUGCUCCUGAAAAUAUAUUUCAACUUGCUCAAAAGAGACCCCAAGAUACUAGCGCCAAUCCAGAUCAGUCUACCUUCCAGAAAGUUUUUGUAGUCACAUCCACCACAAACGUCUCCGCAUCAGUAUCAAGUAUCACCACUACUUCAGGAUCAAAGAUCAAGUUUACGAGUCAAUCUGGCUCUGCUUGCUCUACGGUUACAGUCGCUAAAGGGUUAAUAACAUCCGAGUCUGGUAUUACUGCUACGACUACUUCAUCAGCAGCUGAAGUCAUGAAGGUUAGACCCAACCUCGGACAAGCCACCGGCAGCACGUCUGCUGGUACUCCGAAUAAAGUCCAGGGCAUCAACAUUACUGGGUUAGCAGCUGGAAUACUGGACAGAACUCCAAUAACCAGCAAAAAACCAGCAGAAACCGCCACGAAAGUUGCACCUAUGAUGCUGUCCAGUGUACUUGCAACUUCAAGUGGGCAAUUUUUUGUCCAGAGCAGCAAUUCUGCUACAAAUAGCUGUUCGUCAGUGACUGUCGGUGGUCCUGUCAAAUUAAGCGAAUCUGUUGAUGGCAAAAGUAGGUUUUCCACGUACGACACUGGGAAUAUGGCCUCCUCUGAACUCCUUUCAGCAGGCCAACAAAAAAGUCUGUCUCACUCUGUGUCAACUGCUAUCCCAAUGUCCAACAUGAUGAAUAAUAGAUCAGAGCUAGUAGUUAGCAGCUCCGCUCCAAAUAUAGGCUGUUCUGUAUUAGGAAGCUCAUUUAACAAAGGUACUACUUUACCAAGGGGAGUGACGCAGGACAAACCGUUGGAUAGUACAUCCCUUAGUAUGGCUUCCACAACUAUCAAACUGCCUAUCAUCAGCCCUAUGACUAGGGUCUCUCAGCCUCUAGCUUUGAGCACCACAACAGCCAGACAUGCAUCGGCCAACCCUUGUACCGGAACCCGAUCAGUAAUGGCUUCUACGGUGAGAACUCCUAUAAACGCCAUCCCUGGUACCACAACGGUUCAGGAAAAAGUUGUGAUUAAUACUACUGCUCCACUUGCUCCUGGAACCCAACUAUUAAUUAACAACACGAGGCUUGUGGUACCUGCUCAAGGACUUGCACCAGGCAGUCACGUUCUUCUUAUCUCAAGUCCUACUGUGCAUCCUACAGCCCGACUGGGGGCAAAUUCUAUAUAUCCUGCCCCAAUGGUGGCAGGUACUUUGACUCCUCCUCCUCCUCUUCCUCCUCCUGCUGCUUCAGUUGUUCAAGGUCUGAGAAUGGUAGCACCUGGUAUAAGGUCACAGGAAACAUCCGCCAGGCAACCAGCACCCAUCAUAGCAAAGACUGAACAGUCCGUUUCUGUUAAUCAUCUUUUAACUGCAGUCAGACCCCCACCAGUCUCCGUUAACUCUUCUACUCUUGCACAAGUGUCUCAAUUAAGUCCUGCCCAAUCAUCUGGGCAACAAGGCUUGACCCAAAUCGUAAGACUUCCUUCCUUUUUACUCCCUGAAAUGAAGGAAUACUCUGCUGCUUCUUCAUGUAUUGUUACCAGCUGCCCAAAAGAAAAUGUUACGGUUUCUUCUCGGUCACGGAGAUGCUUACCGAGCACGACCACUCCAGAACGUUUACAGACAGAACCUGCCAGUGCUGCACCAAAAUUAAAAACGGUCAUAACAGAAGUAAAAACUGUGAUUUCCUGGCCAUCCCCAGUGGUCACCGUGUCACCCAUGAGUAGUACAGUAUCAAGGAUGCAGACACUUCCUGUGGCGACUGUCCCACCAAUUGGCAGUACAAUUAGUAGUAGUCGUCAAACCGCUUGUGUCGCGACAGUAUCUCCGUCUGUUAACACGCUGUUAAUGGCAACUUGUCAACCGGUUAGGCCUGUGCAACCUGGAAAUAUUCGAAUGAACGUCGCUAACCAUCCACCACAGGUUAAAAGCAAGACUCCAACACAAGUUUCAGGUGGGCAAACCAUCUGUACUACCAGUAAACUGUUGUUAAGUCCAGAUGGUGCCAUUUUGAACGUACUUGGAUGCCCAUCUCAACCAAAUCAACCAAUGACGACGGAUAAAACGACAGUGGGUGUAACCACCUCUAAUGCACCUGUUUUGCACACACUAGAUUCAGAGACAAUGGUAACAUCAGAUAAUCCACAAUUACUAAAAAUGUGAUUUAAAAGUAAUCGAAUAAUUAAUUUGAUUACCCCAUUAAACUCUCUCUCUCUGUCAUUCUCAGAUCAAAUGGUUUAAAGUUAUGGAAUAAGCACUAUUUUGUAUAUUGGACUUAUACAACACCUCUGGUGGAAAUGCUGUCAUGAGUUUUUAUCAAAUUUGAUUUAGAGUGGCCAGUAUUGUGUGUGUGUGUGUGUAGUUAAAAAAAAUGUUGUGUUUUCCUGUUCCUUCUCAAGUUCCACUUGAUUUUAGAAGAAUUUGAAUAUUUUGUAGCAUUUUUUAAAAAAAAUUGCCAUUCAUUAAACAAUUCAUGUUUUAUUCUUUGAAAUGCUAUACAAGCCGUGUUUUAGCACGUCUGCCGUAUCUGUUCCUCACACUUGCACUCGGUGUCCACGGUAAAAGAUUGGAUAAUAGAUUUUAUUUGAAGCUGACUUGAUGUUUUCUCUUGCACACGUAGAGACUUUGAAAGAAACGUUGCAAAUUAAAGUGCUACCAUAUGAUAGAUUUAUUUAAUAAAUUACACACCAUGGAGUUUUCAAAAUAGUUUGGAUGACUUGCAUUGGAAAGUGGAAAUAAAUCCAGUGCUUUGUUCCUUAUCACAAAGGAUUGUAUUGUUUAUUCAGCAAUGCGUUCCGAAGCAUGGUUUUUAUAAGAGCUUUAAUGUGGUUCUAACCAGCUGUUUCAAAUAAGAUUGGAAGUCUGCUCAGUUUGGAAUGUGAAUGGAAAAACAGCAUUCAAGGAAAAUAAAAAUGAGGGUGUGUAGUAGGAGAACGCACUGUAAGUAAUAGAAAGCACAUGCAGUGUGAUUGCUGUGAAGCACCAAUGUUAUGUCGCACCCAUGGUGGUUUGCCUGAGGUAAUCUCUGCAGGAUUUCUUGAAUAUCUUCUGUAGGUCGGAGUUAAAUGUUGCAAUGGUUGAACUGAAAUUUGAACAGAUUUGUAGAGAGCCUGAUUCCAUAAAUCAGGAGUCAAUGAGUAUGUAAGAAAAUGUGGGUUGUUUUUUUUUUUUAAUUACAUAACCAUUUCAGAAAAAUUAAUGACACUCUCGGAAAAUAAAGUACAUUAUUGUACCUUUAGGGGUACAGAGGUUUGUCACUCAAGCAGUACUCUCUAAAACAGGGGUUCUCAACCUUUUCUACUUUGAGGCCCAUCUAUUCAAACUUGUAAUGAGUCGGGGGCCCAUUAAAAAAGCUCCCCAAUUAUUUUGGCUCAUCUAUUCUAUUAGAAUCUAAUCUAUUGUAAAGUGUAUGAAUGGAAUGAAAAAUCACUCCCUGUUACAGAUAGAAGCCCAGAAAUUAAAUAAA
Neoarius graeffei (lesser salmon catfish) is the source of this 8224-nucleotide messenger RNA. RefSeq lists its product as uncharacterized. The coding region runs from base 571 to 6921 and encodes 2116 amino acids. Lineage: Eukaryota; Metazoa; Chordata; Actinopteri; Siluriformes; Ariidae. The record is from RefSeq and is a predicted model, not a curated record. The transcript has 9 exons. Gene Ontology annotation, molecular function: protein binding.